CGAAGGGACACUACGCCUGCCGUCCCCACGUUACACGUCACCAAAACUUUCCCAAAACUUUCCACGAAGUUCCAGAAAAUUGUGUGUGUUGUGUGCAAAGUGUUGAUGUGUUUGUGAAGUGAAGAUGCGUGCCAGCGGGUGCUGGCUGGCACUCCUGGCGGUGUGCGUCGUGGCACAAGACACCAGGCACCUAUCAGGACGUGUGGCCCGAGUCAAGAGUCGGCUGUCCAAGCCCUUUUUAAAAAAAAUACGCUUCAAAGGCGACACAAUAUGUCCGUCGACCAUGUUCCAGUGUCCCGAGGGGACCUGCAUCGAGCGGUCGAGGGUCUGCAAUUAUCAGAAAGACUGCGAGAAGGGAGAAGAUGAGUUCCAGCAGUGCCCGCCACCCGACUGCCUGCAGGAUGAGCUGUCCUGCGGGCAGUACGUCUUCAAUAAGACGUACUGCUACUCAGCACAUUAUCGGUGCGAUAUGCACGUCGACUGCAUGGAUGGCAGCGACGAAGCCGACUGCACGUACAGAAAGUGUCAGCCGGACGACUUUCAGUGCGGUGUCGAGACGUCGUUAUCAGGGAAAGCCGCUUCACAGGGACCCUGCAUACCCAAGGAAAAACGAUGCGAUGGUUACUUAGACUGCAGAACAGGAAAGGACGAGGAAGGCUGCGCGAACAACACCACGAUUUGUCGACUGGAUGAGUUCCGCUGCGAGUCUGGCAACAAGUGUGUCAACAUGUCGGCCAAGUGUAACCAUGAGAAUGACUGCGGGGAUAACUCGGAUGAGGCGCAUUGUAGCUUCCCGCCCUGCCACAUCGGCCAGUUCCGCUGCAGUAACGCCCUCUGCAUUCCCGCGACGUUCCACUGCGACGGCUACAAAGACUGUCGCGACGGCUCAGACGAGGCCAACUGUACCGCCAUUGCCUGCCCGGACAACAAAUACCUGUGCCCGCGAGGCGCGCCCGGAGGGCAACAUAAGUGUAUAGCGAGAUCGCAGCUGUGCGAUGGGAAGAAGGAUUGUGAGGAUAAUGCUGAUGAGGAUGCUGCUUGCUCAACAGCAUCCUGUCCAGCACUAGGCUGCGAAUACAAAUGCGUGGCAUCGCCCUCAGGCGGCGCCUGCGCGUGUGCGGCCGGCCUAACGCUCGCGCCGGACAACCGCACCUGCGUCGACCGCGACGAGUGCAAGGAAUGGGGAUAUUGCCAUCAGCUAUGCGUCAACACUCCUGGAUUCUACAAAUGCGCGUGCGCCCCCGGCUACACACUGGUGGACGGGUCCCGCUGCGUGGCGUCGGCCUCCGCCGCGCCCGCGCUGCUGCUCGCCUACGAGAAGGCGAUCAUGCGUAUGGACAUGCACGGACGAGCGCCCGCUGUACUUGCUAACGCUACGGCCGCCGCUGGCUUAGACUUCCAUUUCAAGAAGAAUCUGCUGUUCUGGUCCGAUCUUAAAACUAGAAAGAUCCACAUCCAACACCUAAGCUCCCCAGCGGGCGCCACCAGCUACGAGACCGACAUCACCGUCACCGGCUCCUGGGCGCCCGUGGCGCUCGCCGUGGACUGGGUCGGCGACAAGCUCUACGUCGCGGACGCCGUCGGACAGAAGAUAGACGUGUUUGAACUGGACGGGAGAUGGCAUGCUGUGGUUCUGGGCAGUAACUUGACCAGCCCGGCCGAUAUCGCGUUGGAUCCGACGCUUGGAUUGAUGUUUGUCGCUGAUAGCAAUCAGAUUAUACGAGCAAACAUGGAUGGUACACACGCAAAAUCAAUCGUCUCCGAAGCAGCUUACAAAGCAUCCGGUAUCGCCGUGGACAUUAUCGCUCGCCGCGUGUUCUGGUGCGACUCUUUAUUGGACUAUAUCGAAACAGUAGACUACGAAGGCAACCAUCGCUUCCUCGUACUACGCGGGCAACAAGUACCCAGUCCUUCACGCCUGGCCCUCUUUGAAGACCGGGUCUACUGGUCCGAUGCUACCAAACAGGGUAUCAGCUCCGUCAACAAAUUCGAAGGCUCGACCAGCAUACAGGCCAUUUACAAAAUGAAAGAUAUUAGAGACCCUAAGGCGGUCAGCGUCAUACAUUCUCUAAAACAGACGUCAGUGAACAAUCCUUGUGGACAUGACAAUGGUGGCUGCGCUCACCUGUGCAUCGUGACCGCCCUGCAGAAUGGCGGUCUCGGCUACCGGUGCGCCUGCAACAUUGGCUACAAACUAGAAACAGACUUACGAAGCUGUGAUAUCGUAUCCGAGUUCCUUAUGUAUUCUCAGCAGAGGUUCAUCAAAGGCAAAGUCUUGAACCCUGUCAUAGAAGGCUUCAGCGAAGCCAUAUUGCCCGUAGUUUCUAGGAGAGCGAGAUUCGUAGGUUUAGACUUUGAUGCUAGAGAUAAUCAUAUUUACUAUUCUGAUGUUUUACAAGAUGUGAUCUAUAGAGUACAUAGGAAUGGAUCAACUAGGGAAAUAGUGCUAGCGUCGCAGAAUGAAGGAGUCGAAGGCUUAGCAGUCGACUGGGCGUCAAAGAAUUUGUAUUAUAUUGAUUCAAGGAAAGGUACACUAAACGUUCUGUCUACUACAAAUGUAACAUACAAAAGAACUUUGCUCAAAGACCUAAAAAGACCGAGAGCUAUAGUGGUGCAUCCGAACAAAGGUUACAUAUUCUUCUCGGAAUGGGAUCGUCCUGCUAACAUCAGCCGAGCGAAUACAGAUGGAACUGGUCUGCUAGUCUUCGAAAACGUAACCCUUGGAUGGCCUAACGGUCUUUCCAUAGAUUUCGACGCCGAUCGAGUUUACUGGUGCGAUGCUUUAUUAGACCACGUACAACACGCUAAACUAGACGGUACAGAUGUCAAGACGGUAAACUCAAGACUUAUAAGACAUCCAUUCUCCAUCGUCAUUUACAAAGAAUUCAUGUAUAUUACCGACUGGCGUUUAGACGCCAUAGUUAGGCUGCAUAAGCUUACGGGUGAACAGGAAGAUAUUAUGGUGAGAGAACCUCAGACGAACAGACUUUACGGUGUCAAAGUUUACAGCGAAGAGAUACAGAAGAUACAUCCAAACCAACCCUGUUCGAUUAGGAAUGGAAACUGUCAGAAGCUUUGCUUCGCUAUCCCAAGAAACAACACGGAGUUAUUACAAGUUAAAUGUGGUUGUCCGUAUGGAGAGAAGUUAGAUGCGGAUGGUACGAGCUGCAUAGCGGAUCCUAACAAGGAACCGCCGGUGCAGGCUUGUCCGAACACUUGGGACUUUACUUGUAACAACCAGCGCUGUAUUCCGAAGAGUUGGGUUUGCGAUGGAGAUGACGACUGCUUGGACAAUAGUGAUGAGGAGCAAAAUUGUACUAAAACUACCUGCAGCGCCUCCGAAUUCAUGUGCAAAUCCGGCCGCUGCAUCCCAGCCACUUUCAAAUGCGACAGCGAAAACGACUGCGGCGACUUCUCAGAUGAAAGCGGAUGCGUCAACGCGACAUGUUCCGCGUCGCAGUUCCAAUGCGACAACGGAAGAUGUGUGCCUAGCACUUGGAAGUGUGAUUCGGAAAACGAUUGCGGGGAUGGCUCGGAUGAAGGCACGCAUUGCGCGGAGAAAACUUGCGCUUAUUUCCAGUUUACUUGUCCCCGAACGGGCCACUGCAUCCCAGCAUCCUGGGUCUGCGACGGCGACGACGAUUGCUUCGACAAACAAGACGAGGCCGACUGCCCGCCCAUCUCCUGCCUUGCCAGCCAGUUCAAAUGUGCCGACCUUAAGCAAUGUGUCCAAGAAGCGUACAAGUGCGAUGGGAUACCGGAUUGUAACGAUGGAAGCGAUGAGGCUGGUUGUCCGUCGCUGGCGCCGCAUCAAUGCUCGCCGGAUAAACAGUUCCAGUGUCAGAGCUCUGGGAUUUGUAUACCGAGGACUUGGUAUUGCGAUGGUUCACCAGACUGCGAAGACCUAUCGGACGAGCCAGCGACCUGCGGCGCGGCCGCCUGCCCGCCCAACCACUUCAAGUGUGCUUCGGGUCGCUGCGUGUACCAAGCCUACGUGUGUGAUGGACGGGAUGACUGCGGAGAUGGGUCCGAUGAGGGCACCGCGCAUGCGUGCAAGCCACCACCUUUCAGAUGUCCGUCAGGACAAUGGCAGUGUCCGGGAGUCACGGGUCGCUGUGUCAACCUCACGCAAGUCUGCGAUAGCAAACUUGAUUGCCCGAACGGAGCUGAUGAAGGACCAAGUUGCGAUUUCGCCGAAUGUCAACAUCAAUCAGGUCUCUGCUCGAACGAUUGCAAGCAAACGCCUAAUGGACCAUUGUGUCUCUGCCCACCAGGCGAAGAAUUGGAGACUGAUGGCUUCCGAUGCAAAGAUAUCGACGAAUGCAACCCGCCAGGCCUUUGCUCUCAGACUUGUGUUAACACUAAAGGAUCUUACCACUGCGGCUGUGUGGAUGGCUACGUACUUAGCACAGAUAAGCAUAUGUGCAAAGCAAAUAACCACUCCAGUGCCUUCCUGAUCAUCUCUAACAGACAUUCCAUCUUAGUAGCAGACCUUAACGAACAAGGCUUAGAAAGAGUCCCGAUCAGCGUCGAAAACGUCGUCGCUACGGACUCGAAUAUGCACACGGGAACUAUCUUCUGGUCCGAUAUGAAAUUAAAGACGAUUUCAAGGUUAGAUCGUGGCAGCGAGCCUAAGGUUUUGGUGUCCACUGGCUUGGACUUAGUAGAAGGUUUGGCUUAUGAUUGGGUGGGUGGAAACAUCUACUGGUUGGACAGCAAGUUGAAUACUAUUGAGGUAGCUAGAGAAGAUGGAAGCGCGAGAACAACUUUGUUGAGUGGAAAUGUUACGCAGCCUAGAGGUAUGUGCUUAGAUCCCGCUCCAAGUGCAAGAUGGUUGUUCUGGACCGAUUGGGGAGAAAAUCCUCGUAUCGAACGCGUCGGCAUGGAUGGCUCUCAUCGCAUGGCAAUCAUCACCACCAAGAUCUACUGGCCUAACGGUCUGACCCUCGACACAGCUACGCAACGCGUCUACUUCGCGGAUUCCAAGCUAGAUUUCAUCGAUUUCUGUAACUACAAUGGCACAGGACGGCAGCAAGUGUUAGCUGGAAGCCAUUACCUAUUACAUCCUCAUUCUCUAACCAUGUUCGAAGACACGUUAUACUGGACGGAUAGACAGUUGAAUAGAGUACUAUCAGCUCACAAGUUCAGAGGUACUAACCAAACAGUGGUAUCUCAUCUGAUCUCGCAGCCUCUUUCGAUCCAUGUACACCACCCAUCGCUGCAGCCCCAGUAUACAAACCCUUGCAAGCCUGAUUCGUGCCAGCAUUUAUGCUUACUCAGUCCAGAUAAGCCAACGGGUUACACCUGCUAUUGCAAACCUGGAUUCAAACUGCUGUCAGAAGGAAAAUGUGUGGAAGAGGAGAACGCGUACCUGAUGGUACUGAAGGGAUCCCAAAUCAUCGACUUGUCACCUGAUGGUUCAGGCAAAGCCGGUCAGCUUGCACCAGUUGUUGGCGUUCAAGGUGGAGUCCAAAUCGACUACGACCGUCAAGGCCACAUGCUGUACUGGCUCCAAUCCGUCUCUGGUGAUAGCGAAGACAACGAAAAUUGCACCAUCUAUACCAUGCCCUACGGAGGCGGGAACAAGGAAGAAUUCUUCGGAGAUGACACCGGUAUCGUUGGAGCCCCUUCGGCCAUUGCCUUUGAUUGGCUCGGCCGUAAUAUGUUCAUGGCGAAUAGGAUCGCUAGCAAUAUUGAGAUGGUCAGGAUCGAUGGGAAGAUCAAAUACAGGACUAUUAUUCUGGCCAAUGAUGGAAGCCGGUUGUCCGUUGCGAGGCCGAAGGGCAUCUGUCUGGAUCCUACUGAAGGAAAAAUCUUCUGGUCAGACGAAGGCGGCUACGGUGUGCCAGCGAAGAUCGGACGCGCCAACAUGGACGGUACCAAUCCGAUAGUGCUGGUUGACGCCAUCGAGCGACCUGAAGCCAUCACCAUCGACAUCGAGAAGAAGGUCAUCUACUUCAGCACGCAAUACCCAGCUAGUGUCAACAGCGUAAACACAGAUGGCAAUGAUCGCCGUACCGUGCUCUCAGAAUCCAAUGACAUCUCGUACCCUAAAGCUAUCGCAGUGCUUGACUCAAGACUUUACGUCCUGGACCAAAGACAUGAAAAGAUUAUCAAGGCUGAUCUCCCGAACGGUGACAACAUCAAAAUCAUCAUGGACAAUGAAAGCGACCUGAAAUCCCUCACGAUAUUCCAGAAGAGAAAGAUGAUCCAUCAUCCGUGCUUGCAGAAUAAUGGAGGAUGCGAACAGAUCUGUAUCCCUGGCGAAGGCGGCUCGAGAGUAUGCGCUUGCUCAGUCGGAUAUAAAAAGGAGAACGAAAUCAACUGUGUGCCUUACAAGACCUUUGCAGUUGUGUCACAACUCGACCUCAUCCGAGGAUACAGUUUGGAUAGCAGCGCUGAAGCUAUGGUCCCUGUUACUGGCUUGGGACACCAUAUCCUACAUGUGGACGUACAUUUCGCCGAAAACUACAUCUAUUGGGUGGAGUUCAAUCGUGGACAGUGGAACGGUAUCUUCCGUAUCCGACCUAACGGCACAGAAUUACAACACAUUGUUAAAGAUGGCAUCGGUAGCAACGGCAUUCGAGGGCUGGCCAUUGAUUGGGUUGCUGGUAACUUGUACUUCACUAACGUCUUUCCGCACGAGAAUUAUGUAGAAAUGUGCUGGCUCGACGGUUCACACAGGAAAGUACUUGUUAAGAAGACCAUGGAAGCGCCACGCGAACUCGCUGUAAAUCCGAUAAAACGACUACUAUACUGGAUUGACUACGGCCAAUACCCGCAUAUUGGUAAAUCAUACCUCGAUGGCUCCAAAUGGGAGCCAGUAGUAAGCUCAGGAAUCUCAAACCCCAGGGAUCUGACCAUCGAUAUGUUAUCUCACGACGUUUACUGGGUAGAUUCCAAACUGGAUCAGAUUCAGAAGAUUUCAUACAACGGCGGAAACAGGCAGGUGAUCCGCUCGAACCUACCUAACCCUAUGGGUAUCGCUAUUCACACGACAAGCGUGUACUGGGUAGACAGAAACUUGCAAACCAUCUACAAGGCUUCUAAACUUCCAGGAAAUAUGUCAAUGCCUGAGAAAAUGAGAACAAAUCUGCCAAAAUUGAGGGACAUCGUGAUAUUUGAUAUAAACAACCAGCCAAUAGACGAAACCAAUCCGUGCAGAAAGUUAGGAAACGGUGGUUGUGAGCAAUUGUGUUUCAGCUUCCCUCCAGACGCCAGUUUCCAAGGAAAUAUGCACCGCUGCGAUUGUGCAACAGGCCAAGUCUCAAAGAGUAACCCAAGCAAAUGCGAAGUUGUCGACGAAUAUCUAGUCUUCACCACCAGAACCGAAAUCCGUGCCGUCAACCUAGACCCCAAAUCCACUGGAACACCAUUCAAACCCGUCGUUAACUUAACCAACGUAGUCGGCGUUGAAUUCGACUAUGCGGAUAACAAAUUGUUCUUCACUCAGAUCCGCCCGUGGGCUAAAAUCGCCUGGAUGCCAUCAACCAACCCUGAUCCUUCAACUAUCCAAAACAUACUGCAAAAGAACAUCAAUCCUGAGGGCAUCGCUUAUGAUUGGACACAGAAGAAGAUCUACUGGACCGAUAGCUCUAACAACUCCAUUUACGCUAUGAACCUCGAUGGUUCCAUGAUUGUGAUGAUCGCCAGAGUAGAACGACCCAGAGCUAUUGUAGUACACCCCUGCAACGGAACUUUAUACUACACUGAUUGGGGAAGAUUUGGAACUUCAGGCAAGAUUUACAGAACCACGAUGGCCGGAUCACUAAAGAAAGCCAUCAUCGAUAAGGACCUUUCUCAACCGAGUGGUCUGACGAUCGAUUUCGAAGAUUCCAUGCUUUACUGGACAGAUGCCGUACGCGAGAAAAUCGAACGAUCAAAAAUGGACGGAUCAGAACGCGAGGUCCUAAUCUCCGCUACGAUCUACCCAUUCGCCAUCACAGUAUUCCGUAAUUACAUCUACUGGACUGACUUACAACUUCGCGGCGUAUACCGCGCUGAGAAGCAUACCGGAGCGAACAUGGUAGAGAUGGUGAAAAGGUUAGAAGAUUCCCCACGAGAUAUCCACGUUUAUAGUACCAGCAGACAGACUUGCACAGCGAACCUUUGUAACAUCAAUAAUGGAGGUUGUGCUCACUCCUGCCACCCAGCACCCAAUAACACAGUUGAAUGCAAGUGCGACGACAACUUCAAGCUAGUCAAUGAAGGCAGAAUGUGUGUACCACGCAACGUAACAUGUGAUGCUGGCAAAUUCUCAUGCGCCAACGGCAAAUGCAUCAGUCGUAUGUGGGCUUGUGAUGGUGAUGACGACUGUGGUGAUCGCUCUGAUGAGCAACGUGAUUACUGCGCAUACCACUCCUGUUCCCCUCACGAGUUCCGCUGCAACAACGGCCGCUGCAUCUUCAAAUCUUGGAAAUGUGAUCAUGAAAAUGACUGUAAAGACGGCUCUGACGAAGAAGGUUGCGUGUACGCGCCGUGCGCUGAUGGAGAAUUCACUUGCGCCAACUCGCGCUGCAUACCAAUGUCCCAAGUUUGCAACGGCAUCAACGAUUGCAAAGACAACGUCACGUCAGAUGAAACGCACGAACGCUGCCCGAAGAACACCACCUGCCCAGCUAACCAUCUCAAGUGUGAAAAGACGAAUAUCUGCGUGGAACCUUAUUGGUUAUGCGACGGCGAUAACGAUUGUGGAGACAAUUCAGACGAGAAUCCGCUACAUUGCGCUCAGAGGACGUGUCCGCAAAAUAGUUUCCGUUGCCCUAACCACCGCUGUAUCCCCGCUACUUGGUACUGCGAUGGCGAUGAUGAUUGCGGAGAUGGUGCCGACGAACCGCCAGAAUACUGCCGCUCAGAAGGUCGCACCUGCUUCGGCGAUCUAUUCACUUGCGACAACGGAAACUGUAUUCCAAGAAUCUACAUCUGCGAUGGUGACAACGACUGCCUUGACAGCAGUGACGAGGAUGAAAGACACCAAUGUAACGAGCGCAAAUGUGACGCGGAAACCGAAUACACUUGCGAAGCGAACAAAAUCUGGAACCGCGCUCAAUGUAUCCCGCGCAAAUGGCUGUGCGACGGCGACCCUGACUGCGUUGACGGUGCUGACGAAAAUGCUUCGAUACAUCACUGUGCUACACCCGCUCCUUGCUCCGAAGACCAGUUCCAAUGCACCAAUGGACGCUGCAUUAAUAAGGGCUGGGUUUGCGACCAUGAUAACGACUGCGGCGACGGUUCUGACGAAGGAAAACAUUGCAACUCUCUUUACAAACAGUGUUCCGAUCAAGAAUUCAAAUGCCAGAACUUCAAGUGUAUCCGCAAUCAUUUCCGCUGUGAUGGUGAAGACGAUUGUGGCGACCAUUCUGAUGAAGUCGGAUGUAAUAAGGAGAAUAAGACUUGUCCGGCUGGACAGUUCAAAUGUAACAACGACCAGUGCAUUGACAACAGACUGGUAUGCAAUAAAGUUUCAGAUUGUGCGGAUGAUUCCGAUGAGCCUGCACAUUGUAAUGUCGAUGAAUGUGCUAAGUUAGAAAGCAACCAAUGCGGACAUAAAUGCAUAGACACACUAACUGGUUUCUACUGUGACUGCAACCAAGGUUACAAGCUGUUGUCAGACGGAAAAGCUUGUGCUGAUAUAGAUGAAUGUUUGGAAACACCAGGAGUUUGCUCCCAAUAUUGCUCCAACACACCAGGAUCCUACUACUGUAAAUGUAACGACCGGUACUACGAAAGAGAAGCCGAUGAGCAUACCUGCAAGAGGAAGGAUAACAUCACAGCCUGGGUCAUAUUCACCAACAAAUACUACGUCAGAAAUAUGUCGACUGACGCUUCUCGUUACAAUCUAGUCCACCAAGACCUAAUGAACGUCGUGGCCAUCGACUUCGACAUCAAAGAAAACAAGAUGUACUUCGCCGAUGUUUCAGCCAAAACUAUAUAUCGCUCGGACUUUACAGAUCCUAAUCCUACUAAGGAAGUAGUGAUCAGACAUGACUCGCACGGCUUAGAAGGAAUAGCAAUAGACUGGAUCGGAAGGAAGUUGUACUGGCUGGAUAGACAUUCUAAGAACCUUGAUGUGUCUGAAUUAGAUGGUACACGUAGAAAGACGCUCAAGACUGGCAUUGCCGACCCUCGUGCCAUCAUUGUGCACCCUGGUACUGGAUAUUUGUACUUCACAUCUUGGCACCUCCAAGCUUAUAUCGGAAAGAUGGGCAUGGAUGGUUCUAACUUCACCGCGAUUCUGAAUUGGGAAGAUGACAUCGCGUGGCCGAACGCUUUGACCAUCGACUAUUUCACUGACAGAAUCUACUGGGCUGACGCUCAUUUGGACUACAUUGGUUCCGCUGAUCUUGAAGGAAAACACAGACACGUCGUGCUUUCUGGAGAUAAGGUACCUCACGUUUUCGCCAUCAGCUUGUUCGAUGAUGAAAUCUACUGGACAGACUGGAAUCUUAAAGCUAUAAGCAAAGCCAACAAGCACUCUGGAGAGAAUCUCACGCUAUUGAGAAAUACUACACACAGGCCUUAUGAUAUCCACGUAGUCCAUCCACUGAGACAGCUGCCUUACCACAAUCCUUGCGGCGAUAACAACGGUGGAUGCUCGCACUUAUGUCUUAUUGCUCCGCCUCACGAGUCCAGUUACUUGAACAUCGAAGGUUACGGCGAGGAAGGCGCGACUACAUACAAGUGCGCAUGCCCGAAUCAGUAUUACCUGGCUAGAGAUAUGAAGACCUGUAUUGCCAACUGUACCGAUGGCCAGCAUAGAUGUAACGGCCGCGAUGAGAAGUGUAUUCCCUGGUUCUGGAAGUGCGAUGGCGAGAAAGAUUGUAUGGACGGUUCGGAUGAACCUGACACAUGCCCGGUACGACAUUGCAGAGCUGGCUCCUUCCAGUGUAAGAAUACUAAUUGCACUCCUGCAGCUACUAUUUGCGACGGCACUGACGAUUGUGGGGAUGGAAGUGACGAAGCUGAAUGCGCUCAUGAAUGCCCACUCCUCGAGUUCAAGUGCAAAGCCAGUGGCCGAUGUAUCUUGGACAGCUGGAAGUGCGACGGUGACACAGAUUGCAAAGACAACAGCGAUGAAGACCCAUUAAUGUGUCACAAUAGACCUUGUGACCCGGACACCGAAUUCUCCUGCAAGAACGGCCGCUGCAUCCCUAAACUGUGGAUGUGCGAUUUCGACAACGAUUGCGGUGACGAUUCGGAUGAGCCUGCAUACAUGUGCAGACAGAAGAACUGUACUACUGGAUGGAGACGUUGCCCUGGCCAGUCCAACUACAGAUGCAUACCGAAAUGGCUGUUCUGCGACGGAAAGGAUGACUGCAGAGACGGCUCAGAUGAGCUUCCAGAGAACUGUCCUUCUUGCAAUGCAGACACCGAUUUCACUUGCGAGAACAAGCGGUGUAUACCGAAGCAAUGGCUUUGUGAUUUCACUGACGACUGUGGCGAUGGAAGCGAUGAAGCCGAAGGAGUCUGCCGCCAUCAAUACAGAGAAUGCUCCGAGUCAGAAUUCAAAUGCGGAAACGGAAAGUGUAUAUCCUCAAGAUGGCGCUGUGAUCACGAGGACGAUUGCGGGGAUAAUUCAGACGAGAUGUCAUGCGGCGGCUUCCAGUGCAAGAAUGGAACGUUCCAGUGCAAGUCGGGACAUUGCAUCGCGUCGUACUUCCGGUGCGAUGGCGACCGAGAUUGUCGCGAUCUGUCGGACGAGAUCGGCUGCCCGCCGCGCUUCCCUGGCGGCAGAUACUGCCCGGAGAGCAGAUUCCAAUGCGCGAACAACCUCUGCGUAUCACAAUCGGACUUGUGCGACGGAGCGGACGAUUGCGGCGAUGGCAGCGAUGAAGCACCAGCGUUGUGUACCAACUUCAACUGUGAUACGCUCAGGCGGUUCCACUGCACUAACCAUCGCUGUGUGCCCAGAUACCAAGUUUGCGACGGAGUAGAUAACUGCGGUGACGGUUCAGACGAGAAUAACAUGACGCUCUGCGCCGCCCGUGCCAAGCCUUGCGACCCAUACUCACAGUUCCAAUGUGCUAACCGCCGAUGUGUCGAGCGAACCCAACUCUGCGACCUGUCAGAUGAUUGUGGAGACGCCAGUGACGAGAGGGGUUGUCAUCACGCUAAGACUUGUGAUAUCAUCUCUAAAGGUGGCUGCGAGCACUUCUGCACGAACCUGACCGGCGGUACUGGUGUAGGAUACAUCUGUUCCUGCUAUCAGGGUUACAUCAUCUCUCAUGCGGAUCCGAAGCGGUGUGAAGACGUGAACGAAUGUGCUACGGGAGACCAUCACUGCUCGCAGCUCUGCUCUAACCUGAAUGGCAGCUUUAGUUGUAGCUGCAGGGAAGGAUUCAAGCUGGCUGACAGCCUCUCCGGUGUAUGUAAAGCAACGGAAGAAGAUGUAGUGCUAAUGUUCGCCAACGGCCCUGAGAUCCGAGGCUUCGUGCAAGACAAGAACGAAGAAUACGAAGUCAUCUCAUCAGAGAAACGCAUUGAGGCCAUCGAUUACGAUCCUCAGCAUGAGAUGGUCUUCUGGGCUGACAGUUACGAUAAGACCAUCAAGAGAUCCUACAUGGUCAAUGCGUUACAUGGAGAAGUUAAGAGUGGAUUCGCUCAGGAUCUUAACAUGAAGGGAAGCUCGAAGCCUACUGCUUUAGCCGUGGACUAUAUUGGUGAAAACUUAUAUUGGACAGAGACGGAUAGAACUGGCUCUAAGCCGCGCGGUCGCGUUAUGGUCGCUAAGACUGAUGGAAGAUACCGUCGAGCCCUAGUAACUGUUGGAAUAGAGAGUCCAACAUCAGUAGUCGUCGAUCCGCAGCAAGGUAAAAUGUACUGGGCUGAUGCUGGCUCAGCGCCGAAGAUCGAAACCGCUUGGAUGGAUGGCUCACAACGCCGACCGCUUAUUACCGAGAACAUCAGACAUCCGACAGGCUUGGCUAUUGACCAUGCUAUGGAUCACACUAUUUACUGGGUGGACACGAAAUUGAACACCAUUGAGAUGAUGCGGCCAGACGGUUCGCUCCGAAAGACGGUUCUUAAGGGAGAUAUGCUGAAACAUCCCGUGUCUUUGGACGUGUUUGAGUCGUCUCUGUUCUGGGUGACGAGGGAGUCAGGAGAGCUGGUGCGUCAGGAUAAAUUCGGGCGCGGUGUGCCGUUUAUACUGUCUAAGGAUCUAGUCAACCCGUCGGCUGUUAAAGUGUACCACCCACGCCGCUACAACACCUCAGUGACCAGUGGCUGUUCGUCAAACCCCUGCUCGCAUCUGUGCCUCGCCGUCCCGGGCGGCCGGCGCUGCGCGUGCCCUGACUCGGCCGCUCCUAAACCCAAGGGCAUUGCUCAGGAACAAGCUUGUGAUGCCGCCGCCGAAGUCCCACGCCCACUCCCACGCAUCUGCCCGUGCCAGAACGGCGGCGUCUGCUCCGAAACCACCAGCGGAGAGUUAGAGUGCAUCUGCCGAGCGCCGUUAUUGCCACCGUAUUGUGCUGAAGCGGCGGCGUCGACGAGAGCUGCGCCCGCUGCUGUAUUAGUACCAGUGCUGUUGGUGCUGUUGUUGGCGAUAGCCGGAGCGGCCGCGUGGUUCGUCAUCAGGAAAAGGCCAUUCGGCAAAGGCGGCGGCCUAAGCAGCCUAGCCUCAUCCCAGAGCGUAUCCUUCCGUCAGGGCUCCAACGUGGAGUUCGGCGGCGUGGCGGAGCCCGCGUACUCGCUAGAGGAGGCGCGGAGGAAGGGCCGCGACUUCUCUAAUCCCAUGUAUGACGCGGUUACGCGCGCUGUCGCGCAGGGCGAGCCCGAGCCUUUACCGGGCAUCUACGAAGUCCCGGACGAGCUGAAAGACAAAGUGGUAUCCGCGGUGAUAUCCCCGUCGUCGACGGAGACGCGCGGCGCCAGGCCGCCGCGCGCGCUGGACCCGGCGGCGGACACGGGCGCCGACACGGCGCAGCUGGUGCGCGAGGACCGCGCCUGCUAGCGGCGCGCGGCCCCCGCAAGGGGGCGCCGCCUGGCCUGCGUCACCACAUACUAUCCCUGAGCUCACGUUUGCAGCCGAUUUCGUAUAUUGACCCAGAAUUUUUCUAACGAGCGUUCCGUUUCCCUUGGUUAGACUUCAGGGGCCGAGGGGGGAGGGGAUUACCGGUUCGACGGACGAUAUCGAUCUAUCGGUUGGAUGCGAAAGGUGACAGUUCCGAACGACUGACAGGCUGAUAUCGUCCGGCGAACGUGUAAUCUGUGGCCCCUUUAGAACGCCCUGUGAAUAAUUUCUCGCGGUUUCAUUGUAAUUUCUUGCGUUUUUAGUCUUGCAAAUGCGUGCGCUUAUAGAGCAUGCCGUAUAUUAAUUACAACUAUUGCGAUUCUGAAACCGCAUAGAAAUUAAUCGCACGUUACUAAGGCUUAGAACUCACCUAAGCCUUAGAAAUGUUAAAACACGAAAAGUACGAAAUACGGCUCCAUAUUUAACAAUAUAGACGAUGCCAUUUUGUAAUUAAUAACUGGAUUGUUAACCUUAUUACAACAUAAUGCAUAAAGUCCAGCACCAUCUAAAUUAACUUUAAAUUUACGACGCCAAAAAUAUACUUUACGCGUCUUAGUAUUCCUUUGUCUUAGAGUGAUAUUCCACCUAUCCAAUUUCUAUAUCCAAUGUGUAUUUGCGUCUCCCAUUUUGUUUAGUAAGAGAAUGCAACAUAAUGCACAGAAUACUAACCUAAGUGAUAAUUACUAGAUUAAUGAGCUAUAUCUAUCUCUAUCGUUUAAUUAUUGCAAGAACGACAGAGAUAGAGUCGUAACUUUAAUAUCAGAACCAGUGCCGGAUUUAGACAUUUGCCGCCCGUAGGCUAUACCGAUUUUGCCGCCCCUAUCCGCCUCGCUUAUCGGUUUUUUAAAGUACUUUCCAAUCAGAGGCAUUUCAUUUUAUAGUACAACACACCAUAGCCAUAUUAAAAUGCAUAAUAAGAUGACGUGUCACCAUUCUAGAUACAGAUUUAUAUGGGCCGUUUUUGUCACUCAAUGAUGAUGCGACCUCGUUAUAUUUGCCUGAUCUGAUCAGUGACCGGUGGGUACAAAUAUGCUAUACAAAUGUAUCCCUAGCUUUUUGUCCGGUAGACGCAUAUGAGCCGUAUAGUAGACGGAAGCUGCUCUGAGAGUGUGGACAUUGACGCUGGCGUUCCACUAGGUUCUGUGCUGUCAUUGCAUAUCAAUUAUAAUCAUUGCUAUGCAGACGACAGUAGUAGGGAUGCGUAUUACACAGGCCGUACCAGUAUCCCUCAUUCUGUGGUGCUGGAAAGUCAUGAAAAGCUUGUAUCUGAUAUCGAGAGCACUCUAUCCUGAGUUUCGGCAUGGGAUCGGAACAAUAUAGUGAGAUUCAACACCAUGAAGAUACAAGAAUCGCCGACCAUCCCAAACUUACAAUGUAGUCAGAUGGAUCACAAAUAAUGUAGGUACCUAAAUGAAAACGCGAGCGUAGCGAGCGCGAAAUUUUUUCGAGAAAAUAGUAAGUACAGUUUUAGGGUUCCGUACUUCAAAAGGAAAAAAAAAACGGAACCCAUAUAGGAUCACUUUGUUGUCCGUCCGGCCGUCUGUCUGUCUCAAUAUAAAGGGUCUUGACAUGACAGAGGCCGGCAAAAUCGACAAAUAAUGCUUGUUAUUUAAUUUUACAUAUAAAUAGGGGAGCGGCAAUAUUCUGGUCGACCCUAGCUGAACAUCAGCAAAUAAAAUAUUUUUUGACCCAAAUUUGCCGCCCUAGGCUUCAGCCUACUCAGCCUAGUGGUAAAUCCGGCACUGAUCAGAACCAUAAAAGUCGAUAGGUCAAUAUACGAAAUACGCGCCGCGCUGAAACUCAGUUGCGUUGGAUGACAGUCGUUUUAAGGCUUAUCCCUAAGUCUGUAAGAUUGAAGUUUUCCAACAUAGUGCCUAUUACUGCUAAGGUACUUUCGAGUAGCAAUAGAAAUUUCACAAGAGCGUAAAAUUGAGGGAUAUUUGUAGAAAAAAUAUAACUGACGAGUUAUAUUUUCGAAUUUUUACGUCGGAGUCCGUUUUUCUUGUAAGACAGGAAAUAUCCCUCGGCGUCGGUUAUAUUGUUUUUCAAGCCUUCAAUUCAAGAGGAUUUAUCCGAAAUAUCCAAAAUGUUAAACUAUGGAUGCCGCGGCAAGAACUUGUGGCAUUUUUAACUGAUUUUAAGUGGUAAGGUAAUUUUUUCGAGUUAGUUUUUUGAGUUGCUUUAAAUGUGACUCUAUUUCGCCGACAGUGCAAAAGUGACUUAAUGCUUGAUUAAAAUUAAUAAUGAUUUUUAUUAAUAAUAGCUCUUGCGCUGCCGGUAAUUAAAUUCGUAUUUCGAACGAAAUCCAUUGUAAAUUGAAUUCGGACGAAAUGCGAUACUUUAUAAUUAAUGAAAUUGUUUGUAAUAAUUGAAAAUGUUGACGUAUUUUAUUUUUAUUCAGUUUUGUGCGGAAAAAUCGAAUUUAGCGCAUGUAAAUCUAGAUUAUUGACGUAAAUAGAGAUUUUAUUUUUUUCUUACAUAGUUUUCUAUUCUAACCUAUUCUAUUUUUUCUUAAAAAGUAUAGUGAAUACUGGCCAAUGUGUCACUAUAUACUUUUUUUUUAUCUCCAGCUAGAUCUGGUCGUACUUAUGUUAUCAGUAUUUUCUGUGUGAAUGUCUUUAUUUCGUGUAAACCCUGACAAUAUUAUAUUUGGCCCUGAGAUAGUGUCGCCACAAGCAGCUUACAUAUGGCAAUAAUGUGCGUACAUCAUAUAUAGUCAAAUAAUAUCAGUAGUAGUCAACAACUAGAGAUAAUUUCAAAAUGCUGUUUAUUGGAAUGCUACGGAAUCUUUCGUCCUUUUAUUAUUAUUAUUUUCUUGCAUUUUUGAUAAUCUUUUCUUGUUAAAUCAUUAUCAGUGUAAAAUAUAUUCUUCUUGUUUAAAUCGGCGACAUUCGUUCACUUUCAACGUCUGUUGUCUCCUUUACUAGUAACAUAAAUUAGUUCCACUGAAAAUCCGCAAGAUGGCGGAGGCCAAAUUAAAUCUUGUCAGGGAAUAUUUUUCAUUGUUGAAUAUUUGAACUCGAAUUAUUCAUAUCAUGGCGUGAUAUCAACAUGUUUGUUAAGAUAUAUGUACCUAUAUUGAUUAGAGGUUGUAAUACAUUCCCUUCAUGCUUUACUUAGGGCUCAUAUCUUGUAAAUUGUAGAUGAGCCUCUCUAUACAUUCCGUGGACCUAGAUCCACAGGUCUAGUACAUAAAUGAAACCUAGGAAUUGCACAGCCGCACCCUAAAGGGGAUUUUUCUAGACUUUUAAAUUUAUUUGACAAUAAGCAAUACACUAUUUUAGAGAAUAAUUUAUUUAUUUCGAUUUAAGACUAUGUAAAAUAUAGCAAUGUUGUGUUUUAUAAUUGUCUAUUAAUUAAAAAUGGUAAAAAUUAUUACAAUUGUUUUGUGGACAUUAAGAAUUUGCCAUAAAUGUGUGAGAUAAUGUUUCUACUGUAACUGUUGUUUAAUUUUAAUGAUAUUAUCAUCAAUUUUUUUAUGAAUCUUCUAAGAUUGUAAAUAAAACACCGUAUUCCAUUUCUUACUGAAGUUGCUAUACAUAUGUACCAUAUUAAUAUACAUAUACUCUUCUGUGAAUACAUCACAUUGUUUACAAUCUAAUAUUAUACAUAACUAAAUAGCCUAUUGAGAAUUGAAUAUAUGAACAUAAAUAUAUAUGUAUAUUGUAAAAAGAGUAAACAUGUCAAUACUACGGAUAGUUAAAAGAGAUGAAAUAUUUUUGUAUUGGGAUUCUUAUAGUUAUUAGAGGUCUCUGACGGUAGUUGAAAAUAUUGUGUAAAAAUAAAUUAAUAAUGAAAUGAA
Molecule: messenger RNA, 17813 nt
Organism: Cydia fagiglandana
Lineage: Eukaryota; Metazoa; Arthropoda; Insecta; Lepidoptera; Tortricidae
Gene: mgl
Product: low-density lipoprotein receptor-related protein 2
Exons: 27
Coding region: 125-13951 (4608 amino acids)
Biological process (GO): receptor-mediated endocytosis
Cellular component (GO): apical plasma membrane; signaling receptor complex; plasma membrane
Molecular function (GO): protein binding; hormone binding; calcium ion binding
Source: RefSeq, a predicted model, not a curated record